Molecule: messenger RNA, 1505 nt
Organism: Indicator indicator
Lineage: Eukaryota; Metazoa; Chordata; Aves; Piciformes; Indicatoridae
Gene: MEIS1
Product: Meis homeobox 1
Exons: 13
Coding region: 1-1401 (466 amino acids)
Biological process (GO): animal organ morphogenesis; positive regulation of cell population proliferation; brain development
Molecular function (GO): RNA polymerase II cis-regulatory region sequence-specific DNA binding; DNA-binding transcription activator activity, RNA polymerase II-specific
Source: RefSeq, a predicted model, not a curated record
AUGGCGCAAAGGUACGACGAGCUGCCCCACUACGGCGGCAUGGAGGGGGUGGGCAUCCCCACCACCAUGUACGGGGACCCCCACGGCGCCCGCCCCAUGCAGCCCGUCCACCACCUCAACCACGGGCCGCCGCUCCACUCGCACCAGUACCCGCACGCCGCCCACGCCAACGCCAUGCCCCCCGCCAUGGGAGCCUCCGUCAACGACGCCCUCAAGAGAGAUAAAGAUGCCAUCUACGGACAUCCCCUGUUCCCUCUUUUAGCACUGAUUUUUGAGAAAUGUGAAUUAGCUACAUGCACACCCAGGGAGCCCGGGGUAGCGGGAGGCGAUGUUUGCUCCUCUGAGUCUUUCAAUGAAGACAUAGCAGUGUUCGCCAAACAGAUCCGAGCAGAGAAACCCCUCUUUUCCUCUAAUCCUGAACUGGAUAACUUGAUGAUUCAAGCCAUACAAGUAUUAAGGUUUCAUCUGUUGGAAUUAGAGAAGGUACACGAAUUAUGUGACAAUUUCUGCCACCGGUAUAUUAGCUGUUUGAAAGGAAAAAUGCCUAUCGAUUUGGUGAUAGACGAUAGAGAGGGCGGAUCAAAAUCGGACAGUGAAGACAUAACAAGAUCAGCAAACCUAACAGAUCAGAAUCCCUCCUGGAACAGAGACCACGAUGAUACAGCGUCAACGCGUUCCGGGGGAACCCCCGGGCCCUCCAGCGGAGGACACACAUCGCACAGUGGGGACAACAGCAGUGAACAAGGUGACGGCUUGGACAACAGUGUAGCUUCCCCCAGCACAGGUGAUGAUGAUGAUCCAGAUAAGGACAAAAAGCGACAUAAAAAGCGUGGCAUCUUUCCCAAAGUAGCCACAAAUAUCAUGAGGGCAUGGCUGUUCCAGCAUCUAACACACCCUUACCCUUCAGAAGAACAGAAAAAGCAGUUGGCACAAGACACAGGGCUCACUAUACUUCAAGUGAACAAUUGGUUUAUUAAUGCUAGAAGAAGAAUAGUUCAGCCCAUGAUAGACCAGUCCAAUCGAGCAGGCAAUCAAGGAACGCCCUAUAACCCUGACGGGCAGCCGAUGGGAGGCUUCGUGAUGGACGGCCAGCAGCACAUGGGCAUCCGAGCGCCAGGGCUGCAAAGUAUGCCAGGGGAUUAUGUGUCUCGGGGUAGUCCAAUGGGUAUGAACAUGGGACAGCCAAGCUAUACCCCACCCCAGAUGCCCCCCCAUCCCGCUCAGCUGCGUCAUGGCCCCCCCAUGCAUACCUACAUUCCUGGACACCCUCACCACCCAGCGAUGAUGAUGCAUGGAGGACCACCCCACCCUGGAAUGCCCAUGUCAGCAUCAAGCCCCACAAUGCUUCAUACCGGCGAGCCAGCAGUGAGCGGACAAGUGAUGGACAUUCAUGCUCAGUAGCUUAAGGAAGUCUGCAGCGAUGGUAGAUUUUUCAAACAAUUGUCUUUCUGCAAUGACUACGGAGUUCUUGGCGUCAAUUUUGGACCAAGGGACGUUCUGAUUCU